Messenger RNA from Lemur catta (Ring-tailed lemur), 2695 nucleotides. RefSeq names its product charged multivesicular body protein 1A (gene CHMP1A). Bases 141 to 731 code for a protein of 196 amino acids. Gene Ontology annotation, cellular component: ESCRT III complex; multivesicular body. The transcript is spliced from 7 exons. NCBI's taxonomy places the organism in Eukaryota, Metazoa, Chordata, Mammalia, Primates, Lemuridae. Gene Ontology annotation, biological process: endosome transport via multivesicular body sorting pathway; protein transport; late endosome to vacuole transport. The record is from RefSeq and is a predicted model, not a curated record.
GGCCGCGCGACCGGAAGCGGGCGGCGACCCCGGAAGGCCCCGUCGGACGGAGCUGGUCGCUUCGGUCGCCGCUCGGACCUGUCGUCGGCCGAUUUCGCGUCCCCUCUGCCUCCUCGAGGGGCGCCGCCGCCGGCCUGGCCAUGGACGAUACCCUGUUCCAGCUGAAGUUCACAGCAAAGCAGCUGGAGAAACUGGCCAAGAAGGCAGAGAAGGACUCCAAGGCCGAGCAGGCCAAAGUGAAGAAGGCCCUUCAGCAGAAGAAUGUGGAGUGUGCCCGUGUGUACGCUGAGAACGCCAUCCGCAAGAAGAACGAAGGCGUGAACUGGCUGCGCAUGGCGUCCCGCGUGGACGCGGUGGCCUCCAAGGUGCAGACGGCCGUCACCAUGAAAGGGGUGACCAAGAACAUGGCGCAGGUGACCAAAGCCCUGGACAAGGCCCUGAGCACCAUGGAUCUGCAGAAGGUCUCUGCGGUGAUGGACAGGUUUGAGCAGCAGGUGCAGAACCUGGACGUGCACACGUCGGUGAUGGAAGACUCCAUGAGCUCAGCCACCACGCUGACCACGCCCCAGGAGCAGGUGGACAGCCUCAUCGUGCAGAUCGCAGAGGAGAACGGCCUGGAGGUCCUGGACCAGCUCAGCCAGCUGCCCGAGGGCGCGUCCGCCGUGGGCGAGAGCUCCGUGCGCAGCCAGGAGGACCAGCUGUCUCGGAGGUUGGCUGCCCUGAGGAACUAGCCGCCCUGCCGUGCACACCGCCACCUCUGCCCUGCCACAUGCUGGACAGUCCCUGUCCCCCACUGCGUCUGCUGCUCUCACCUGGCAGGGCCGGGUGGCCCCAGAAUUGUUCCUUUCUUUCGGAGUGGGUGGUGGUCUGUGUGCUGGUGUCCAGUUCGCACAAACUGUGGGAAACUUCUGACUCUGGGCUCACCUCAGUCUCCGUGGAGUUGACGGGGACCGGCCGGCAGAUGCCACUCGGACUCCAGCCCAGCGCUGUGGGGCCUUCAGACUCCACGACAGCAGACACGCCGCUCACCCCACCCGGCGGGGCUGCCCUGCGGCCACGCAGCUCCUGGAGUCCCCCCAGCGUGCAGGGGGUCCCACCGAGUGGACAGGCAGCCCAUGAGGGCUGGUGGCCUGUGACCCUCCACCAGCAUUCCAGGUGGGGUCUCUGCCUCCUGCCAGACUUGGGGACAGCCACCAGCCAGCUCUAGGCCCUGGUGUGCCUGCCCUGGCCCUCGUCCUUGCCCUGCUCCACCUCCUCAGGUGCCUUGGGCCCUGUGGGCUGCAGGCGGCUCUCCCGGCAGUGCCGGCUCCUUCUGUCAGGGGCCUGUCCUUGGGGCCUCUCGUCCCUCCGCCUCGGUGCUGCCGUGUGGCUCUCCUGUCCCAACUGGGCCCUCCUGCCUUCCCAGCCUGGCAGCCAGGGUGGCUGGUGGAGGAGCCUGGGACAGCGGCCUCGCGGGGCCGGAGUGAGGCAGACCUGCCCCUUGAGGCCGUGGUGGGCCUGCUGGGGCGGCCACCAGGGGGCUCUGGGCACGGGCUACUGUUUUUGUUUUUUCUGUUUCCUAAAGUUUACUUCAUUUUCCCGAAGCUUCCGGGGUUUUUUUGUUUUUUUGCCAAAGUAGAAGGAGCAGGCGGCAGGUGGGGAGCUUGGGGCGGCUGCAGCCCCACCCCAACAGACUGCAGCCUGUGUCCGCAGCUGCAGGGAACUCGGAGACCUUGACCUUGAGCCGCUGCGUUGGGCUCUUUCUCUUGGAGACAUGGCGGGUCCUGGGUGUCGGGGGUGGGGGUGGAGGCUCUUUGGUCUCGUCUGGUCUUCCUCAGAAUCAGCCCGUGGGCUGGGUUGCAGAGAAGAUCCCUGUGUCCUCGUGGCUGACGGCCCUGAGGCGCGUCCCCGACCCCCGAAGGGUGCAGCGCCCCCCAGAGCCACCACGGGGCUGCCUGGGCCCCGUCUGCUCGGGUCACAGAGGGAGAGUGGGUGUGUUCACCCUUUUCCUAAAACGCUGUCAUAAUUUAUCCCAGAAGAUGUUCUUGGGCUUUGCUUUGGUGGCCUUGGGUGGGGCUGGGGAGCCCCCGACUUAGGAGGCUGAGGAGUGGGGGGCCUGGAGUCCCAGCUGCCCCCUGGGUGGGGUGGGGUGUGGAAUGCAGGGUCUCGGGCCCCACCAGACCAAUGGAGCUGGAGUCUGCAGUUGUAGAAUUUACCCUUUUUACUUUGAAGUAGCUUUAAACUUGCAGAGCAGCCGGGCGUGCAGCCCCGUGUGCCUCCCACCCGCUCUGCUCAGCGAUGGCCUGUCGACCACGCUCGUCUGCCCAGCUGGAAACUGCCGGACUCCGCUCGCUAACCAGUCUUCUUGCUGGUGGUCUCUGGUCCCUGGUCACCCCAGUCGGUGUGUCCUGGUCCCACCCCGAUCUGGGACAGCCCCCACUUCUGUCUUCAGGAGCUGAACAGUUGGAGAACAUGCUGGCCAGUUAGUUUGCAGAAUGUUUGUCAACUUGGGUUGGUGUGGUGUUUCACGUGACAAAGUUGAGGUUGUGGUUAUUGGCGAGAAGGCCACAGUAGUGGCCUCAGCUGCAUGGGGUGUGUGAUGUCACUGUGUCUCCUUGCUGGUGACCGACUGCACCACGGGGCUCGGGUGGCAUCUGUCAGGCUCCUCCGCUGUGGAGCGUCCUCCCUUUUCAAUUAAAGUGUCUUGUGGAGAGUC